CUCGAACUCAAUUGCUGCCGGAUUCUUGAUAGAAAAGGGUCCUCCUCGACGACGACGUCUUCUCCAGAAAUCCCCAGCUCUACACAUAUAGAUCUACAUAUUCAUUGCUUGCCCUGCCCCACCACCCCCCCCCGCUCCCAUUUCGUCAUCCGGGACCCUACUAGAGCACUUAUCGAUAAGCUCGAUCAGCUCCCCGCCGCGCCGCCGCUACCCGCUACACCACAACCGCGGCCUCCACAUCCAAUUCCACCGCAACCCCAUCUACAUCGACAUCUACAUACGCCCACGCCCACGAAACCCACAUGCAGAAAAUCACCGACAAGAUCGCGGCGCUGCCGCCAGGCGAUGUGUACCACAGUCUUGAAUUUUUCCCUCCAAAGACAGAGAUGGGACUUCAAAACCUCACUGCACGACUCGAACGGAUGGCGCUCGCCUUGCGGCCGCUCUUCGUGACGGUGACGUGGGGCGCCGGCGGCUCGACAGCGACCAAAUCACUACAACUCGCGGAGAUCUGCCAGAGCCAUCUGAACCUCACCACGUGCCUACAUCUGACGUGUACGAACAUGUCGAAGAAGACAUUGGACGAGGCGCUGGAGUCGGCGAAAGAGAUCGGGAUACGGAAUAUCUUGGCGCUUCGGGGGGACCCGCCGAGGCACGAUGAGUAUUUCAAUCCGGCGACGGAUGAGAAACAAGGGGAGAACGAGGCGGAAAGGAGGGAGUUCGUGUGGGCAAUUGACCUCGUCAGGUAUAUUCGCGAGAAGUACGGGGAUUACUUUUGUAUUGGCGUGGCGGCAUACCCGGAGGGAUACGCGGAGGGGACGUGCCCUGAGCACCAGGACCCCGUGCACGAUCUUCCAUACCUGAUCGAUAAGGUCAAGGCCGGUGCGGACUUCCUGAUGACGCAACUGUUCUACGGUGUGGACAAGUACGUCGCGUUCGAGAAGAUGCUGCGGGAGGAUCCGUCGGGGGUGUUUGCGGACAUGGUGAUCGUUCCCGGCCUGAUGCCGAUCCAGAGCUACUCCAUUCUCCGGCGGACGACGAAGCUUUCCAACGCCUCGCUGCCACAGAGUCUCCAGGACCGUCUCGAGAAGGUGAAGGGCGACGAUGCGAAGGUCAAGUCCGUCGGCGUUGACAUCCUGGAAGAUAUCGUUACCAAGCUCCGCAACACUCUCCCCACCCGGCCCCUCGGAUUCCACUUCUACACUCUCAACCUGGAAAAAGUCGUCUCCCUCGUACUGGAGCGCUGCAACCUGAUCCCGCCCCCUGACGAGACGGCCAUAAUCGAAGACGACGAAGCCGGCACGAUAAUUGUGCACGGGCAACGACGGGACCGCAGGACAUCCUCCCUAACAGUCCCAGACAACCGCCUAGUCGUCGACGGCCUCGAAGGGCGGGGCGACAGCAUGCUCCUCGAGACGGCCAAAACCGCCGGCUUCCUCCAGAACAACAACCAAUCGGAGCAGCGCGCGGACGUGACGCUCACCAUCUCCGAAGGUGAAGGCACGCUCGGCCGCGAAGCAACAUGGGACGACUUCCCGAACGGGCGGUUCGGCGACGCGCGCUCCCCCGCCUUCGGUGACAUCGACGGCUACGGCCCGUCGCUGCACAUGUCGCACUCGCAGGCGGCGAAGCUGUGGGGCUUCCCCGCCGCGCCCGAGGACAUCAGCGCCUUGUUCGUGCGCCACAUCACGGGCGACCUCUCGGCCAUCCCCUGGUCCGAGCAGGACCUCAACGAGGAGUCGAAGGUGAUCCGGGACGAACUGGUUGCGCUCAACAAAAAGGGCUGGUGGACGGUUGCCUCGCAGCCCGCCGUAAACUGCUGCCGCAGCGACGACGCUACUUUCGGUUGGGGCCCCACCGGCGGCUUCGUCUUCCAGAAGGCGUUUGUAGAGUUCUUUUGCUCGACCGACGACCUGGUCCGCCUCGAGGGAAAACUAAGACAGCUCGGCGACGUCGUCAGCUUCUAUGCCGCAAACGACGCCGGCGAGUACAGGUCCAACAUGCCGCCGAGCGAGGAGAGCCUGAACGCCGUCACAUGGGGCGUGUUUACAGGCAAAGAGAUUAUCACUCCAACAAUAAUCGAGGAGGUAAACUUCAAGGCGUGGAAAGAAGAGGCGUUCAGCAUCUGGUACGAGUGGAGCCGCGUGUACCCGCCAAGAUCGCCGACCGCACAGUUCCUUGCCGGCGUCGCGAGAAAGUACUGGCUCGUUAAUGUCAUACACCACGAUUUUCCGGAGCCCGCGGCACUGUGGGAGUUGUUGGCGGGGUUGUAAGAGAAUGGGGACGGGGGAAUGGGGGGUUGUAUAUAUGGUUACUGGG
Tricharina praecox is the source of this 2319-nucleotide messenger RNA. Its product is annotated as methylenetetrahydrofolate reductase-domain-containing protein. Gene Ontology annotation, cellular component: cytosol. Lineage: Eukaryota; Fungi; Ascomycota; Pezizomycetes; Pezizales; Pyronemataceae. Gene Ontology annotation, molecular function: FAD binding; methylenetetrahydrofolate reductase [NAD(P)H] activity. The transcript is spliced from 3 exons. Gene Ontology annotation, biological process: tetrahydrofolate interconversion. The coding region runs from base 303 to 2273 and encodes 656 amino acids. The record is from RefSeq and is a predicted model, not a curated record.